Messenger RNA from Lonchura striata (white-rumped munia), 538 nucleotides. It is a transcript of the gene LSM6, whose product is annotated as LSM6 homolog, U6 small nuclear RNA and mRNA degradation associated. Gene Ontology annotation, molecular function: RNA binding. NCBI's taxonomy places the organism in Eukaryota, Metazoa, Chordata, Aves, Passeriformes, Estrildidae. Gene Ontology annotation, biological process: mRNA splicing, via spliceosome; maturation of SSU-rRNA. Gene Ontology annotation, cellular component: U6 snRNP; sno(s)RNA-containing ribonucleoprotein complex; U4/U6 x U5 tri-snRNP complex. The record is from RefSeq and is a predicted model, not a curated record.
GGCGCGGGAAGCGCCGGGAGAGGCGGUGGCGGCGGUGGCGGCGCUUACCAGAGAAGAUCACGAUGAGUCUACGGAAGCAAACCCCCAGUGACUUCCUAAAACAAAUCAUUGGAAGGCCAGUUGUUGUAAAAUUAAAUUCUGGAGUUGAUUAUCGAGGUGUCCUGGCUUGCCUGGAUGGAUAUAUGAACAUAGCUCUGGAGCAGACUGAGGAAUAUGUAAAUGGACAGUUAAAGAACAAGUACGGGGAUGCAUUUAUCCGAGGAAAUAAUGUGUUGUACAUAAGCACCCAGAAGAGGAGGAUGUGAAGAUGCCAGAAGGAGGCUGUUUUUUUGUACUUGUGAACCUCUUUGAAGUGAUGAGCCCUACUUGAUUUGUAGUUCAAAAUCCACAGGUGAAAUACACAAGUGUAUAAGUAUUUUUUUUAAUAAAUGUAAACAUGAGUGUAAACUGCCUCAAUGCUUUUGUUUCAAAGCAUUGCUUUGUUCCCUUGUACAGAAAAGGAAUAAAAGAGGAGCAUGUAAUAGUGCUGCAAGACUAA